Messenger RNA from Cynoglossus semilaevis (tongue sole), 3606 nucleotides. RefSeq names its product mitofusin 1b (gene mfn1b). Gene Ontology annotation, cellular component: mitochondrial outer membrane. NCBI's taxonomy places the organism in Eukaryota, Metazoa, Chordata, Actinopteri, Pleuronectiformes, Cynoglossidae. The record is from RefSeq and is a predicted model, not a curated record. The transcript is spliced from 18 exons. Gene Ontology annotation, biological process: mitochondrion localization; mitochondrial fusion. Gene Ontology annotation, molecular function: GTPase activity; GTP binding. Bases 515 to 2797 code for a protein of 760 amino acids.
AACACUUAGCCUGAAAUGAUGAAUUGUUGUUUUUACAGCUCCAUGAUGAGCUUUUGAAUGUCGUCAUAUCUCAUCACUGUGUUAUUAUAUCAGCCCAUAGUUGACCAUCAAAACAAAAUGCAGUUUUUUGUGUGUCCUACUGUUUGAAAGGAAAGUCAACAAGUAAUUUUAACCAAUGCUACACACUAUACCUUUAAAACUGAUACUCUGUUAAACCAAGGCCGUGACAGAGAGUAAAUCAGUUUAGUAAUAAAGAUAACGACCAAGUGAUUUUAAUAAUAUGCAAGUCAGUGGGAACCUAUAUGUGCUGUACUGGUUUGCUGUCAAACGGAGGUUUAUUGUGAAACGCAAGGCGGAAGUGGAGUCUUCAGGCAGCACUUUGACAGCAGAGCGUCAAACAUCAGGUUAGCCGUGUCUGUAGCGAAUAUCUACCAAGGGUGGUCCAGUGUUUGGUAACCUCCAAUUAUUAGUGUAUGUCUGAUGAGAAGAAGGUACCGGGCGGAGAUUGGACACCAUGGCUGCGGCUCCUCCUCUCAGAAGAACAGACUCAGCUCAGGGAGACUUUUCUCCUCUCAAACACUUCGUUCUCGCCAAAAAGAAGAUUAGUGAAGUGUUUCAGCAGCUACUCAAUUACGUAGAAGAGACUGCAGAGUUUGUAGAAGAAACCUGUGAGAGUAAACCUUUGGAGAACAUCGCCAGUCAAGACCAAAAGUUGGAGAUUCAGGCAUAUGCUGACAAACUUGCCAUUAUUCAGGAGGUGCUGGCACGACGACACAUGAAAGUGGCUUUUUUUGGAAGAACGAGUAAUGGUAAAAGCACAGUGAUUAAUGCCAUGCUGAGAGACCGCGUGCUGCCCAGCGGGAUAGGUCACACCACCAACUGCUUCCUGAGUGUGGAGGGCACAGACGAAGACAAGGCUUACCUCAAGACGGAAGGUUCAGAUGAGGAGAAAAGCAUAAAGACUGUAAACCAGCUCGCUCAUGCACUCCACAUGGACGAGACUCUGGACGCCGGCUGUCUGGUUCGUGUCUUUUGGCCAAAAACCAAGUGCGCGUUGUUACGAGACGACCUGGUUCUUGUGGACAGCCCCGGCACUGAUGUCACAUCACAGCUGGACUCUUGGAUUGACAAGUUUUGUCUGGACGCUGACGUCUUUGUGCUGGUCGCCAACUCUGAAUCUACUCUCAUGAACACGGAAAAGCAGUUUUUUCACAAAGUAAACGAACGUCUGUCCAAACCAAAUGUCUUCAUCCUAAACAACCGCUGGGACGCUUCAGCAAACGAACCAGAAUACAUGGAGGACGUGAAAAAACAGCACACAGACCGCUGUGUCAACUUUCUGGUGGAGGAGCUGAAGGUGGUGGACCGUGAACAGGCCCCCAACCGCAUUUUCUUUGUCUCUGCCAAGGAGGUGCUCAACUCUCGAAUGCAGCGUGCACAGGGUAUGCCUGAAACAGGGGGCGCUCUAGCUGAUGGCUUCCAGGAGAGGUUAAUGGAGUUCAAAAGCUUUGAGAGGAGGUUUGAGGAGUGUAUCUCGCAGUCAGCAGUGAAAACAAAGUUUGAGCAGCACACAAUCAGGGCCAAGCAGAUCACAGAAAAAGUCAAGAGCAUCAUGGAUGACAUUAACAUCGAGGCGGCAGAGAAGCGAGUGGCGGCUCUGGAGGACAGAGAAUAUCAGAUUGACCGACUGGAGUUUGUCAGAAAUCAGCUCAACCUGCUGAUGAAUGAAAUCAAACAAAAGAUUAAGGCCCUCAGUGAAGACGUGGAGUCAAAGGUGUCCGGUGCGAUGGGGGAUGAGAUCUGCCGCCUCCAUGUGAUCGUGGAUGAGUUCCGCUCCGACUUCCACCCCUCGCCUCAGGUCCUCAGACUCUACAAAUCUGAGCUGCUCACUCAUGUGGAGAAAGGGAUGGGGAAGAACCUGGCCUACCGCUGCUCAGACGCUGUGAACGCUUCAGUCCAGUCGUCUCAGAACUACAUGAUCGAGAGCAUGCUCCCUCUGCUUCCGUCUUCUGUCCAGAGCAAAGUCAACAUGCUGGUGCCCGGCAGAAAGUUUGACCUGAGUUACGAUCUGAACUUCUCCACGCUCUGCAGCGACUUCCAGGAGAACAUUGAGUUUCAGUUUUCCUUGGGCUGGACGGCGUUGGUCCACCGCUACCUCGGAUCAGUCAAUGCCCAGAGAGCGCUCAGACUGAUGGACAACAAACUUCAGGCGUCUCGACCAGCCCUGCCCCCAGCGUCUACACCUUCUUCUGGACCUCCGUCCAUCUGUCAGUCCAACAACGACACUGCUCUCAUGACCCAGGAGGACCUGAUGGUGAUGAUGGCCAACAACGUGGCUGCUCUGACGUCCCGCACCUCGAUGACCGUCAUCAUCGCUGGAGGAGUCGUGUGGAGAACCAUCGGCUGGAGGCUGAUCGCUCUGUCGGCCUCCAUGUACGGUUUGUUGUACCUGUACGAGAGACUCACCUGGACGACCAAGGCAAAAGAGCGCACGCUGAAACGGCAGUUUGUGGACUACGCCUCAGAGAAGCUGCAGCUCAUCGUCAGCUUCACCGGCAGCAACUGCAGCCACCAGGUCCAACAGGAGAUGGCCGCGACCUUUGCCCGCCUCUGUCAGCAGGUGGACCAGACGCAGAAGGAGCUGGAGGCAGAAAUCCGUCAGCUGACAGUGAAAAUAGAUCGACUGGAGACCGUCCAGAGUCGCUCCAAGAGCCUGAGACAUAAAGCCACAGAGCUGGAGCGGCAGCUGGAGGAGUUCACAAACCAGUACCUACAGCCUGGACACAGAAGACACUGAAGACACUGAAGACACCGAUGUCCUCACCUCGCACUACAUUACCCACAGUGCACUGACAGAAACUGCAGCGUUGGACCGCAGCACUGACCAAGUGCUGUUUUGAUGUUCAUCAGACAGAAGUUCAAAACUACAGUGUUUAAAAUGUGAAAAUCUUUGUCUGAAUCUGUUUCUUUUUUUCAUUUGUUCUUUUUAAUGUGUAUUUCCUUCAAAUCUACUUUCUAAAUUUCCAAGCCGAGUUUUUAAGUCUGCUUUAAACCCAGGCUCAGGAAUACAACAAAACAAACAGUAUUUUCUUGUCGUUCUCCGCUGCUGUGUUACAAAACAACAAAUGAACUGUUAUUAAAAAAAAUUUAAAAAACCAAACACUUCUACCCUCGUUGAACAUGGACUCAAGUUGGAGAUGAUCAAAUCUGGAUCGACGUGAAACUGUUGAUCAGGUGCUUCUAAAUGUUUGUUUUUCUUUCAGUUUUGUGGAGUAAAUGAAGUUUGUGUUUCUGUUCAGAAUCUACUGUGUCGUAACAAACGAUUCAAUCAUUAAAUCCAUAUAUUUAAUAAUGAAAGGAAACUUUUCUGACCUGAUGGACUUCUCACCUGUUCAGGACGCUGUGGACUCGUCCUCCAUUUUCUACUGGACUCACCUGUAAACAUGAAGGGAUUUGGGAAACAUUUCCUCGUGUCGCAUUUUAUUUAUAAAACUUGUUAUAAACUUGUCACGGGGCAGAUAACAAUAGACUUUUUGUAAAAGUUCUUGUUUUUCCUCUUGUGUAUUGCUUGUUUGUAAUAAACAUUCAAAGAAGUCAAAAGUUAAA